CUCCUUUCCGGCCUGCCUUCGGACUUUCACUCCUCAGGACAUCUCGGGUUGUCUCAUGAACGUUCGUUUCGGCAUUGAGGGCGGGAUGCAACAAUCAAAGACGGGGCUAUAAAUUUGUCUGCGUCUUUUCCAAUUCUACCAGCAAAGCCUCUUCAUCACCAUUCUGACUCACUCUUUGAUGAUGUCUGCUUUUUUAUUGAGCGUACUAGUACUGCCGGUCGUGUUGGCUACUCCAGGACAAUAUCCUCUUCAGCGAGUGCUAUCCAAAUACUUCGACGUGCAGGCGCAUCGCGGAGGACGGGGAAACACGGUCGAAAGCAUACUCCCGGCGUUCGCUUGGGCCUUAAUAGAUGGGGCCACGACUUUGGAAUUAGACAACGCUAUCACCAAGGAUGGCGAGGUUGUCGUAUGGCACGAUGAAAACAUUGUGGCAACAAAGUGCAAAGACACUGGCCCUGCUUUCGCGAAUGACACCCAGUUCCCAUACGUAGGAAAAUACAUUGCCAAUCUCACCCUUGCGCAGCUCCAAACGCUCGAUUGCGGUUCGAAACGCCAGAUUGAUUUCCCGUUGCAAUCAACUUACCCCGGCGUCAGGAUUUCAACACUCACGGAGCUGUUUUCGUUCGCAGAAUGCGCAGAUCCUGACUUUCGUAUCUUGUGGAACAUCGAGUCGAAGGUUAACGCGGAACACACAAAUCAAACACGAAGUCCCGAAGAUUUUGUUACGAGACAGCAUCAUAUUUUUGUAAAUAGCCCGUAUCGACAUUCAAUCACAUAUCAAAGCUUUGAUUGGAGGACGUUGGUAGUCAUGAAGGCUCUCGACCGCUCAAUCCCGACUUCAGCCCUCGUCGAUCUAGAGACAGCAGUGAUGCCAGACAACGAAACCUCGCCAUGGUUAGCUGGCCUCCGUCUUGACGCUUUCCCAGGUGAUAUGUCCGCUCAGAUCGCCAGCGCAGCUCAUGCUAUAAAUGCCGACAUCCUCUCGCCUGCUGAUGUAGCAUCCGUAGUCGUGGACCCUACGCUCCCCGAGUAUGUUCCGUUUACUACUCGAAGCAUGGUUGACUACGCACACCACUUGGGUAUGCUAGUCAAACCCUGGACGGUCAACCGUAUGAGCAUCGUAGAGCAUCUCCUGGACUGGAACGUGGAUGGAAUUAUCACUGAUUAUCCAAACAUGGUGCGCAGGCUGGUCCAGCAACGAAGCCGCCCAGUGGCCCCAAAAUAUCCAAAGAAGCGAGUAUUAGAAUGUCUUAAUCGACACUUGAAGAAGGCGAUGUCGCCCUCCCCUCAAUAGAGUAUCUACCGUCUCA
Messenger RNA from Lentinula edodes (shiitake mushroom), 1310 nucleotides. Its product is annotated as PLC-like phosphodiesterase. The record is from RefSeq and is a predicted model, not a curated record. NCBI's taxonomy places the organism in Eukaryota, Fungi, Basidiomycota, Agaricomycetes, Agaricales, Omphalotaceae. The transcript has 10 exons. Gene Ontology annotation, molecular function: phosphoric diester hydrolase activity. Gene Ontology annotation, biological process: lipid metabolic process. Bases 179 to 1294 code for a protein of 371 amino acids.